CUCGCAUCUCACCGCUUCAAGUUCGAUGCGUAUUCAUCAUAAUCAUAACCUCAUCAUCCUGAACCUGAAUUGCUCCUACCCCAAAGCAUCACCAACUCUCUACUUCCGACAUGCCGGCUAUCGACUGGAACGUGGUCCAUCCGUCCAACAACCCGCAGUUCUCGCACUUCCCGUCUCGACGGUCGACGGUGUUUAGUACCAAAGGUCUCGUGGCCAGCAGUCAGACCCUUGCAAGUCAGGCUGGGUUGGAGAUCUUGAACAAGGGAGGAAAUGCAGCCGAUGCGGCCGUUGCUACCGCUGCCGCUCUGAAUGUGACUGAACCAAGUUGUACCGGCAUCGGGGGCGAUCUGUUCUGCCUCUUCUGGGACGCAAAGGCCAAAAGAGUCCGGGCCAUCAACGCUUCGGGACGAGCUCCUGCGGCCCUCAGCCUCAAACACCUCCGUUCUCAAGGCAUCAACGGUCGCACGAUUCCGCUUACCAAUCUCAAUAGCGUGACCGUUCCUGGAGCCGCCAGCGGCUGGGUCAAGACGGUCGAAGAGUUCGGAAGCGGCAAGCUCAACUUGUCCGAGAUCUUGGCUCCGGCUAUUCGGUUGGCAGAAGAAGGAGUCCCUACCGCCGAGCUUCACGCAAACGCCUGGCAGGGUAGCGAAAACCUCAUCAAGCGAGCUUCUCCGCACGCCCAUGACAUGCUCCUGGACGGCAAAGCUCCCUUGGCUUCCCAUAUCGUCAAGUUUCCUCAUCUCGCCAAUACCUUCAAGGCCGUAGCUGAACACGGAACCAAGGGGUUCUAUACGGGCAGGAUCGCCGAGGCCAUUGUCGAGCUUGUUCAGUCUGGAGGUGGUGUGAUGACGAUGGAAGAUCUCGCUUCUCAUACCGCCAACGUGGUAGAACCGAUCAAAUACGAAUUCAAGCAGGGACAAGCCGGCGAAGCGGGAGUGACGCUAUACGAGUGUCCGCCAAACGGACAAGGUUUGACAGCUUUGGUCGCCUUGGGGAUCAUCGAGGGAUUGGAAGCCUCUGGGAAACUAGACGAUAUUCUCAAGCUGGAACACAAUUCCGUGGAGUACCUGCAUAUCCUGAUCGAGUCGCUCAGGCUGGCGUUUGCCGAUACACGCUACUAUGUGACGGAUCCCGAGGUGGUGCAUGUACCUGUAAAAGAAAUGCUCAGCAAAGAAUAUCUGAGCAAGCGAGCGGCUCUGAUCGAUCUGGAAAAGUCUACUGUAGAUGUACGAAAGGGCUCCCCCGUACAAAGCUCUGACACAGUGUAUUUCACCACCUCGGACAAGGAUGGUAACGCUUGUUCAUUUAUUGCAAGUAACUAUGCUGGCUUCGGAACGGGAGCAAUUCCAAAAGACUGCGGUUUCACGCUUCAGAAUCGAGGAUCCGGCUUCACGCUUGAGGAAGGGCACCCGAACAACGUCAAGGGAGGCAAACGCCCGUAUCAUACGAUCAUUCCGGCUAUGGCCACCAAAGGAGACGAACUCUUCCUGUCGUACGGAGUCAUGGGCGGCUUCAUGCAGCCCCAGGGACACGUCCAGGUGCUACUAAAUGUCCUCAGAGGCAUGACCCCGCAAGCCGCUCUUGAUGCGCCUCGAUUCUGCAUUUCCGCUGGUCUGCCCUCGGCGGACAAUGAAGAUGCCGAAAAGAGCGGCAAGAGCGCGGGGGAGGUCAACUCUGAGGUCUACAUUGAAGAAGGGGUUUCUGACGAGGUCUUCGACAAGCUCAGAGAAAUGGGACACGACGCUCGCCGCGCGCAAGGAUUCUCGAGAGCCGUGGCGGGUCGAGGACAGAUCAUCCAACAAGUCCUGGACCCGUCAGGCGCACGCGUAUGGGCAGGCGGUUCGGACCAACGCGCGGAUGGACAGGUUGCUGCCCAAAUCUAGGGGAACGGUCGAAAACACG
Messenger RNA from Filobasidium floriforme, 1902 nucleotides. Its product is annotated as gamma-glutamyltranspeptidase. The coding region runs from base 111 to 1883 and encodes 590 amino acids. Lineage: Eukaryota; Fungi; Basidiomycota; Tremellomycetes; Filobasidiales; Filobasidiaceae. The transcript has 14 exons. The record is from RefSeq and is a predicted model, not a curated record.